UUAGCGAAUGCUCUGUUGCUGUUCUACACUACACGACAGUCAGUGUGCGCGGAUCGACCUGUCGCUCCGAGAAAAUCUAUAUAAAAGUGUCGAGCAUUCAUAAUUUCUUCUUUAUUUGUUGUCCAAAGGUGCUACCGAAAAGAGUGCUGCUGCUGCGACAACAAAUACAAGGGGAACAGGUCCACGAAAAGCGAACUGCUUUACUGACGACGAAAAAUUGGCCAUCGGGCAACUGGAAGCAAUCACCUCGACCACCCGCGGAAUCCCAAUAUUCGACCAGUUAAAAACGAAGCUAUCGCGUUCGCGUGACUAUCCUCUCCGAUUAAAAGUUCGCCCUGAAAUUGUGCUACCAAAACCACCUCGACAUGCAUUACCGAACCGCAGCGAUAUGGAACCUGAUCGGUUGCUUGGCCGUUCUAGCCGGAACCUCCUGGGCGGCGUAUGAAAGACCCGCAUACGUACUGCCCUGCCGGCGGAGCGACCCGGAAAUCAACAAAUGCAUCAAAAACUCCUUCAACUACAUCCGGCCGUACAUUGCCGGGGGGCUGGCCGAGCUGAAAACUCCGCCACUGGAACCGCUCCGAAUCGAGCAGCUCGCCAUGGAGAACAACGCCGGAGCGGUGCGCAUCAAGGCCCUCUUUACCGACAUCGUUGCGCUCGGCGCCGGAAACUACACCAUCAAGGACGUGCGCAGCGACGUGAAGAAGCUCCGGAUCGACUUGAGUCUGGGCAUUCCGCGAGUGGAAACCCGUGGCAAGUACGAGGUCAUCGGCAAUGUGCUGCUGCUGCCGGUCCGAUCCAACGGAGAGUUUUGGACUGAGUUCUCUGAUAUCAGUGCCAUCGCUAAGAUCUACGGCAAACCACUUGAGCGCGAUGGUGAAACCUUCAUGAGCGUGGAGAAGAUGCUGGUGGACUUCACCAUGAAGAAUGCCCGCUUCAAGGUCAAGGACAACAUCAACACCCAGAAUGUGCUAGGCGAAGCCAUCAACCAGUUCCUGAACCAAAACGCCAACGAGCUGAUCCAGGAGAUGAGACCGGCGGCGUCCCAGAGUAUCGCCAAGCUGUUCCGCAAGUUCCUGAACGAUGCCUUCAGUAACAUCCCGAUGCGGUUGUGGCUGCUGGAGAACUAAGACCCCCUCAUGGGUUGAUGCGAGUGCGCGAGUGCAAUAGAGCCAGAGAGAAAGGGAUCCUUCCAAUAGCCGAAGUCUGCGUGUGUGUGUGCGUUUGAGUGUGUUGCGUUGCGUUUGUGAGCUAGAUGAUAAGCGCUUCUGCCUAGUUCUGCUAUAAGUGAUAUUUUGAUAGGACGUAGUGAGAGAGGUACCCUUUUUCUACAUAGUUGGUCAAUAAUAGCGUCAAAGGUGGAGAAAAGAAGCACAUGAUCAAUGUUAAAUUUCUGGAAAUCGACCAAACCGACAAACAAGUUAUUAUUUAUUGAAGAUGUAGUAGAACUGUUGUAAAAUGUGUAUUUUCUGUUAAUGUAAUAUUCGUGUUUCCUUGUCGUACGCUGCCUCUCCGGAUUAGGUGCGAGAGGUAUCCCGCGGAACGAAGAGGAACGACAGAAACGUACAAAAUCUUAUUGCGAAAUACGAUCGUCUAGUUUGUAAGCCACAUAUGAUUGUAAAUAUGACUAAAAGUAUUUUAUCGUGUAAUUUUAUUUUUAUAUAAAAACACAAAAUCGACACGAGAAAAACAGAAAUAAAAAUUGUACACGAAUGAAA
Messenger RNA from Aedes albopictus (Asian tiger mosquito), 1718 nucleotides. Its product is annotated as protein takeout. The transcript has 5 exons. The coding region runs from base 366 to 1130 and encodes 254 amino acids. Lineage: Eukaryota; Metazoa; Arthropoda; Insecta; Diptera; Culicidae. The record is from RefSeq and is a predicted model, not a curated record.